AUGGCGCCCUCAUCCUCAUCAAGAACUACCAUCGCUCCCCGGCGCGUGGUGAUGCGAUCAGACAAGUUGCCCGUAUCCCUUCGAUUGCGCAUCUGGGCCAGCCAGUACCUCUGGCCUGGCAGGAAUCGAGGAGGGAUGGGGAAUGUUGUCCGCCUACCAUUCAAAAAGGUCAUUAAGCUUAAUGCCUCCCGAAACGAGGUGGAAGCAAUGGAGUAUGUUCGCACCAAUACGUCGGUGCCUAUGCCGAAGGUGUACAAGGUAUACGAGCGGCCUGAUGGCGCUUUCAACAUUCUCAUGGAACAACUUCCAGGCAAUGGUAUCGACUACGCGAAUAUGAGCCCAGAGCAAGUUCGGGCAUUUGGCGAUGAGCUUGCCGGUUAUCUUAAUCAAUUACGGAGCCUCAAACCACCUGAGGAGGGCUUCAUCGGGUCGAUAGAUGGAAAAUCGUUGAUGGACCAUCGGAUUGGCAAUCUUCCCUUCGGGCCCUUCCACAAUGUGGACGACUUUCAUUCAUACCUGCGCCUUGGUGGGCGUCUUGACGAAUGGAUGUACGACCCAGUGGUCAAGACAAUUCAUGGAAAGUCAAACGCAUACCGCGUCAAGUUCACUCAUGCUGAUCUUAAUCCGUUCAACAUCCAAUACCACAAUGGAAAGAUCAGGGGCAUUCUCGACUGGGAAACUGCAGGCUGGUACCCUGAGUACUGGGAAUACACCAAGAUGUGGUUCGCCUAUCGUCCCCCGUUUGAACCCUUCUUCAAGGCCGUCGAGGGCAACCCAAACAUCGAUAAGUAUCCCGAGGAGCUCAAAGCCGAGCGGGAUAUAUGGCGACGCCUUAGCCCAUGGGCCUAUGAUAGCUUCUACGAACAGCCAAAAAACGUUGCCGCCUUCUAUGAAGUUAUAAAUGCCGGGAAAAGUCAGAAUGGAGAUGACGCAACUGGUGAUAGUGCGAGGUGA
Molecule: messenger RNA, 954 nt
Organism: Metarhizium brunneum ARSEF 3297
Lineage: Eukaryota; Fungi; Ascomycota; Sordariomycetes; Hypocreales; Clavicipitaceae
Source: RefSeq, a predicted model, not a curated record